UGUACAUGAAUAUGUAAUGUCAUAAUGCAAAUGCUUUUUUCAUUUGAUAGUAGAGGCCAACAAAAUACAGUCCCCCCCUCCCCUGUCUCUUGUGUUUAAUCUGCUUUUCUCUCUGACUUAUCUGACGUCCCACUACCCCUCUCUCUCCCUCUCUCCAAUGAUCUUAUCUCCCCAUCCAAUUCUUGUGUUCCUCUCCUCAACUCAAACCAUUUUUGGUAAAAACUAGAAUCUGCACCAAAUUCUGUCUUGUCACUUCUGAAGCUGAGGCCCCCUCUUCUGCUGCUUCAAGGUGAGUGAGUAAACAAGGGGUUGGUCGAAUCGAACUAUGAUGCCUCCAAAUAUGAACAUGGAAUCCGAGGACGAAUCCGAGGUGAGCAGCCAGGUCGCCUCCAACACCUCCGUCUACUCCAAGGAAGAGUGCCGAAACACCUCAUCCUGCCUCGACGACAGCUUCAUCAAGCCCGUCACACUAGACCUCACCCUCGGCCUCAACGGCUCCCUUGAACCCGACCUCACACCCCCCAGUGAUGCCGUCUCCAACAACCCCCCUCCGCCCUCCUCGCGAGUCUUCUCAUGCAACUACUGCCGCCGCAAGUUCUACAGCUCCCAGGCACUUGGAGGUCACCAGAACGCCCACAAGCGCGAGCGGACGCUCGCCAAGAGGGCCAUGCGUAUGGAGAUGUUCUCCGACAGAUACGCCAGCCUCGCCUCGCUCCCCCUCCACGGAUCCGCCUUCCGGUCUCUAGGCAUCCAGGCUCAUGCUACAAUGCACCCGGAGCAGGGGAUACGAGGCGGUGGUGGUGGUGGAGGCGGUGCUCGGUUUAUCGAUCAAGGCUACUUCGGAUUGCCACUCUGUAUGGAGUAUGAAGAAGGGGAGCUAUCGUGGCCGGGAAGCUUCCGACAAAUGGAGGGUCUCCGGGGACAUCCGGCCUUCGAAUCGGGGCAGGGCUCGGAUAUGGCGGCCGGGGCUGCCCUACCUCCGAGGACAGAACAUUCAUCUCUUCCUGACCUAAACCUCAAACUUUGACAAUUUUUUUGUCACUGGAGUUUUACAUGUGAUGCAUAAAUAAUUGUACAAAGAUUUGAGUGGUGGAGAUGGAGAUGGAGAUGAAGAUGGUGAUGAUUUAGAGGUUGUAGCUUCAAACAGAGAUUCUUGGUAGAUGAAUUUGGUGUGGAGAUGCUAUAAUUUGCUAGUUGGGAUAAGAACACUAGUAUUGUACUAUCACUCUAAGGUCGACUAUAAUACUGCUAAAAUUUCCAUUUCUAUCUUCUGUAAUUCACUCAAUUUGUACUAUUAUUGAAGCAUAUGAAGAUCAGGUUGAUGUAUUGUGGGAAA
Messenger RNA from Salvia splendens (bonfire salvia), 1336 nucleotides. Its product is annotated as zinc finger protein 4. The coding region runs from base 326 to 1027 and encodes 233 amino acids. Lineage: Eukaryota; Viridiplantae; Streptophyta; Magnoliopsida; Lamiales; Lamiaceae. The record is from RefSeq and is a predicted model, not a curated record. The transcript has 2 exons.